UCCGGAGGGGGCGGCCGCGCUGACUCAGGGCUCUGGAAUGCGCCAGGCUCGCCUGGCCAGCGAGCCGCCUCCUCCGGGCUGGCCGCCGGGCUCCCCUUGCGAGUGUCCGCGGGGGACCCCCGGGGCUCUGGGGGUGAGUCUGGAGGGUAUGGGUGGAGGAUGGAGGGCCGCUGACCCCGCAGGAUGGAGACCCUCGUGGGCGAGUAACCUCUCUAGGAGAGCGUCUUGCAUGCGGGAUGUCAGCGUCGCCCCGCCCCGUCUGCCGCGCUUCCGGCUUGGGCCGUCCCGCCCUCCCAAGCUGCGCGCAGAUGUCCAAGCGCCGGGGAUCCCAGUUUUCCCACAGAAUGGGGCUGAAAAGACAGCGACUAUUGGCAACACAGCAGCCUAGUCAAAGCACACAGAAUGGAACCUGGACACCCGCCCCCAAGGAGCCCUGCUUGAGGUCGCCCUGCACCUCAGACCUCCAGCGCAGUAUUUACUUCUCAGGUCCAAAGGUGCACCCUCCUCGACUGGGAACUGAGUUCUUUGACCAGCCUGCAGUCUCCCUGGCCCGGGCACUUCUGGGACAGGUCUUGGUCCGGCGACUCCCUGAUGGCACAGAGCUCCGUGGCCGCAUCGUGGAGACUGAGGCAUACUUGGGGCCAGAGGAUGAAGCCGCCCACUCAAAGGGAGGCCGGCAGACCCCCCGCAACCGUGGCAUGUUCAUGAAGCCAGGGACUUUGUAUGUGUACCUCAUCUAUGGCAUGUACUUCUGCAUUAAUGUGUCCAGCCAAGGAGAUGGGGCGUGUGUCCUGCUGCGAGCACUAGAACCCCUGGAGGGCCAGGAGACCAUGCGACAGCUUCGCAGCACCAACCGGAAGAGCAUGGCCAGUCGAACCCUCAAAGACCGUGAGCUCUGCAGUGGACCCUCCAAGCUGUGCCAGGCCCUGGCUAUUGAUAAGAGCUUCGAUCAGCGAGACCUGGCCGAGGAUGAGGCUAUGUGGCUGGAGCACGGCUCCCUGACACCCAAUGGAUCAGCUGUGGUGGCAGCAGCCAGAGUGGGCAUUGGCCAUGCGGGAGAGUGGACCCGGAAACCACUACGCUUCUAUGUCCGGGGUAGUCCUUGGGUCAGCGUAGUAGAUAGAGCAGCUGAGCAGGAGAUUCAGACCUGAACAAGGAGCUACUCAUACUUUUUUUUUAACUGUUUCAAACCAAAUAAAUAAUUUAUUUGUAGAAGGUUGCA
Messenger RNA from Suncus etruscus (white-toothed pygmy shrew), 1222 nucleotides. It is a transcript of the gene MPG, whose product is annotated as N-methylpurine DNA glycosylase. Lineage: Eukaryota; Metazoa; Chordata; Mammalia; Eulipotyphla; Soricidae. The transcript is spliced from 5 exons. Gene Ontology annotation, molecular function: alkylbase DNA N-glycosylase activity; DNA binding. Bases 237 to 1151 code for a protein of 304 amino acids. Gene Ontology annotation, biological process: base-excision repair. The record is from RefSeq and is a predicted model, not a curated record.